Messenger RNA from Eruca vesicaria subsp. sativa (arugula), 924 nucleotides. The record is from the annotation of a GenBank genome assembly. NCBI's taxonomy places the organism in Eukaryota, Viridiplantae, Streptophyta, Magnoliopsida, Brassicales, Brassicaceae.
AUGGAUCAGGACAACAACGACCUCAAGAAGAAGAAGAGGAAGAGAAAAGAUAAAAGCAAAGAGAAGAAGAGUACUGAGAAAGUCGUAACCAAUGAAGAGCAGAAGCAGAAACAACAACAACAACAAAAACAACAAGGGAAUGGUAGCAAUCCAAGCAAGAAGAAGAAGAGACAAGAGUCUUGUCCUUUUGGAAACUACAAAAACUACUAUGGCUACAGAAUUAGCAAUGAUAUGGAUGAGGAUCCUCGUCUUAAAGUGUUGAAGAAAGAAUGGUUUCAAGGCAAGGAUUGUCUCGACAUUGGCUGCAAUAGCGGCGUCAUGACUAUCCAUAUUGCUAAGAAGUUUGGUUGCCGGAGCAUUCUUGGAGUUGAUAUUGAUUCAAGUCUCAUUGAGGUUGCACGCUGGCGUCUUAGGAAUUUUGUUCGGACGCAGACUUCUGCUAAGCCUUGUGAGAAGAAAACUGGUGCAGAUGGUUCUGAGGAGCAAUCUCUUUCUCUCUCUAAUAGCAGCAGCGCUGAAACUAAAGACCUGUUUCAGGUUGUGUCUUUUCAGAAAGAGAAUUUUGUUCAGACCCGAAACCUUGACGAGAAUCGUUAUGAUACAAUUCUAUGUUUGAGUGUGACAAAAUGGGUUCAUUUGAACUGGGGGGAUGAUGGUUUAAUCAACUUAUUUUCGAAAAUUUGGCGUCUUCUUAAUCCGGGUGGUAUUUUUGUAAUGGAACCUCAGCCUUGGAAAUCUUAUGAAAAAAAUCGCCGUGUCUCAGAGACAACUGCAAUGAAUUACCGAACGAUUGUCUUACGUCCUGAGCAUUUCCAAGAUAUUCUUCUUGAUAAGAUUGGGUUUAGAACAGUGGAAGAUCUUACAUCAAGCUUGUCAGGCGCAAGCAAAGGAUUUGAUAGACAGAUCCUUGCAUUCCAGAAAUGA